Messenger RNA from Daphnia pulex (common water flea), 1021 nucleotides. RefSeq names its product histone H3-like centromeric protein cnp1. The coding region runs from base 420 to 878 and encodes 152 amino acids. Gene Ontology annotation, molecular function: structural constituent of chromatin; DNA binding; protein heterodimerization activity. NCBI's taxonomy places the organism in Eukaryota, Metazoa, Arthropoda, Branchiopoda, Diplostraca, Daphniidae. Gene Ontology annotation, cellular component: nucleosome. The transcript is spliced from 4 exons. The record is from RefSeq and is a predicted model, not a curated record.
UCUACCAAAGGAAACCAAUUGCCAACGUAGGCAAUACAUGCAAUUUCAGACUCUACUCACAGGUGGCUCUGCCGUCAAGGCGGGUUUUACGAAAUGAUAAAUCGUGUACCAGUGGAAAAAAGAAAAAUGAGAAAGUUGGAUUGCGCGUCAAGUCCAGUAAAAAUUCCGUUAUUAGGUAAAUAAUCAAGUAAGACAGGAAAUUCGAAUGAAGAAAUUUUAAUGUAAAGGCAUCCGGCUGGAGUGGAGACGAAAAAAACAAAUUCCUUUCUCAGACUUCGCCAGCUUUAUUAUCUGCUAAAACACUGUGCGACGGACGGGAAUUCAUUUAGUGGUCGUUUAUCUAGUCGCCGUGGAAGUCAUUAUUCAACGAAGGUUACAGCCAGGAAUUUCACCGAGAUAUCAUCCAACAACGAAAGAAAAUGGCUAGAUUGAAAAAAUCUAAUGCUGGCGCAUGUGCAUCAAACCUUCCGAUUACAAGGUCACAAACUGUGGUGUCUAGAGCUUCGAUUGUGGGGGCUAAAGCUAAAACCCCGGCGCAAGCUCCGCCGAAAUCUUCGAGUUUUCGUGACUCUGCUGGCAAGAAACGUUACAGGCCAGGAUCGAAAGCUCUCAAAGAGAUUCGUCAUUAUCAAAGAGGGACGGGGUUAUUAAUUCCACGAUCGCCUUUUACGCGAGUCAUUAAACAGAUCAGCCAAGAAUUGACGGGGAACUCUGCGUUUCGGUUUACGAGCGAGGCGCUGGAAUGCCUGCAAGUGGCAUCCGAAGCCAUGGUGAUUCAGUUAUUCGAAGAUUCAGUGUGGACCAUGGUCAACGCCAAACGGCUGACUCUAAUGGUGCAGGACAUUCAGCUGGUCAGGCGCAUUCGCGGAAAUCUUUAAACUUAACUUCUCAACACUCAAAUUCAAUUUGAAAAUCUUUCUAAUCACCAAAUUCACCAAAUCUGUUCAAAUCACUUUGUUAAAUUAUUUUUAAAUGUUUGAAAUUUGAUCUCGAGGAAAAUACAAAAUUUGAAUUUUUUUUU